UCGGAUUCUCGCAAAUUGUACUGAAUAUCGGACAAAGAACCGGAUUAUUUACGUCUCUAAGUGGACAAAGUGCCGCUGGAGUGGACACGAGGUGCUCUGAAACGUUCGUUUGUGUUUGGUAUACAAAAUAAAUGCGAUUGUCUGUUGUUUAAAUGAAACUUAGAUUUUCUACGAGUGUUUUCAUAAAUAUGUCAAUGAUGUUGAGUGUUUGAUUCUGUGAAAGUGUUAUAAUUGCAUAUAUCUGUGAAAAUGUGCGGGUACCUUAAACACGUCGUUAUUCUGUCACUAUGCGCACUAGUGCUGACAGAGAAGUGCAACCAAAAGCCGAUAUUAGUUCCUGACGAUGUGGAGCCACUGGAGAACAAUGAUUUGUUCACCAUGACCGUCAAAAACAUGGGGAAGGAUGUCAACAACCUUUUCAAGCCUGACCAGAGAUAUGAAAUAACCAUAACAGCGAGCAGCGAGAACCACACUUUCUGCUGGUUCAUGAUCACAGUAGAAGACCCAGAUGUAGACUCGAGCGACUACUCGUUCAGGAGACAGCAAUACGACGUGGGCACUAUGAAGACCAAGGACGACGUCCGCAGCAGCCAGUACAGUGACAAGUGCGCCAACACUGUGGAGAAUAUCGACAAUGCUGGCAAGAUGGAGGUUUCGGUCCACUGGCUUUCCCCCAGUUCUAGUUCCCCGCUGCCUAUAGCGAACAAAGUACGGAUUCGUGCUAUGGUGGCCGAAAACGCACGCGCGUGGUACGUGGGUCCUAACCUGGACAUUGUGUUGACCAAAGACAACGAACGGCCGCUUGACAUGCCUCAAUACGAUGCUAAGGAGACGUGCAAUUUGUGUAGCGAGGCCCGGUAUGAAGUGAUCUUCGAAGGCCAAUGGUCUAAACUGACGCACCCACAGCAGUUCCCCACAAACAUGGAUAAGAACGCAUACAGCUACAUGGUGGGGGCGUCCCACGACUAUUUAUUCACGCUGUGGGAGCCAGACAGUUACGCCAGCCAGGGCCUGCAGGAAGCAGCGGAGAGGUCUGACAUGAAUGUCCUGGAAAAAGAGAUUAUGAGUAAAGUAGGCUACGGGCAAAACAGCACACGAACGCUCAUCCGUGGCCGCAGGAACGCUCACCCAAACAUGUUCCGUCCAUCCCACGCCCUGUUCCGAACGGACAGGACGCACCACAUGUUCUCAUUGGUCAUCGGGAUCCAACCGUCGCCUGAUUGGUUCCUCGGGGUGCAUAAGUACGAGCUGUGUACUGAUGAAGGCUGGUUGGAGUAUGAGAAACUGCCGCUGUACCCUUGGGAUGCGGGAACUAUGGACGGCGUUUCUUAUAACUCUACAAAGAAGAAAACGAACCCCCAAGAAAAGGUUGGACGGGUGGCCCUGGGAUCUUUCGACAGAGAAUCUCCGUUCUACCAGUUGAACUUGAAUGAUCUGACGCCCUUCGGUCACCUGAAGACUAGGCUGUUGGACGUUUACCCUGUCAAAGAUUGCGAGGGAGACACAACCAAGGAAGAAGAACCAGAAAAUUUAGAAACGGGUGAUCACGAUGAAGAAACGGAGGAACCGCAAGUAGCCGAGUCUCGAGAAGGCUGCGGCUUCACCGAAUGGGAACCCUGGUCUCCCUGCUCGCCUGAAGCAGAUUGUGGCCACGGAAGACAGUUCCGGAUCCGGUACAAGACGAAUUGGAACUACAACUAUAGAAGUCAUAUGAAUCAUGGAUCUGAUCGUGAAGAGAAGUGUAUAGUGGACCAGAAACAAAUGGACACGGAGUACCAGUCGUGCUAUGUUGAUUGUUAUUAGUUUUUCAUCACACCCGCACUUUAAAUGUGCUAUUGCACGCAGGCGGAGCGUGAGUUAUAGAAAGAACGUUCUCCCAAGGGAAUAAUGAAAUUUCUUGUACCGCACUUAACUUUUUUACAUCUA
This is a messenger RNA of Leguminivora glycinivorella, 1926 nucleotides long. Its product is annotated as spondin-2-like. Gene Ontology annotation, biological process: cell adhesion. Bases 250 to 1803 code for a protein of 517 amino acids. NCBI's taxonomy places the organism in Eukaryota, Metazoa, Arthropoda, Insecta, Lepidoptera, Tortricidae. The record is from RefSeq and is a predicted model, not a curated record. Gene Ontology annotation, cellular component: extracellular matrix. The transcript is spliced from 10 exons.